Molecule: messenger RNA, 3699 nt
Organism: Leptopilina heterotoma
Lineage: Eukaryota; Metazoa; Arthropoda; Insecta; Hymenoptera; Figitidae
Product: golgin subfamily A member 7
Exons: 3
Coding region: 192-656 (154 amino acids)
Biological process (GO): peptidyl-L-cysteine S-palmitoylation; protein targeting to membrane
Cellular component (GO): palmitoyltransferase complex
Source: RefSeq, a predicted model, not a curated record
ACAAUGACCGUGUGUGCGUCUGUGUUUAGCUGAUAAUCAUUUCUGCAAAUUUUUUUUAAUUCAAGAAAAAUAAUUCAUCGUAGCAAAAUUAAUAAAGAAAACAGUGAAAGUUCAAUAAAAAAGUGUGUAUUCUCUUAGAGAAGAUUUUUGUUUAUCUGGUUCUAUCUUCAAGUGUAAAAACGAAGCUCAAAAUGCCACUGGAAAAUCAUUCAGCUUUGACGCCACUGGAAGACAUGUCAAGUGGAAGAGGCCAAGCUGGUGGAGGGCCUCCACAAAAUUGUCAAAAGGUAUUUAUCCAGCGAGAUUACAGCGAAGGAACAAUGGUCAAAUUUCAAACACGAUUUCCACCGGAUCUAGAAGAUAGAAUAGACAGACAGGCGUUCGAGUAUACGAUCAAGCAAUUAAAUAAUUAUUUUGUAGAAGCCGAACGAGCCAGUUGUUCAACAUAUUGCGAGAGUUGCCUCGCAUGCCUCACCGGUUAUUUAAUUUACAUAUGCACCGAGACACAUUACGAGAAGUGCUUAAGAAAAAUAGCGAAAUUUGUGAGUGAACAAAAUGAUCGUGUUUAUAGGCCACGAGGUCUAUUAUUGACAGAUCCAACGACACGUGGACUUAGAUUAAUAGAGAUUUCAAUCUUAGACAGGCCCGCGUCGUGACUGCAUGUCAGCCGAUCCACUGAAUUUUUCAUGUGACCCACAAAAAAAAAUAUAUAUAUAUAUAUAUAUAUAUAUAUAUAAACACAUUAAGAUUUUUCUGUCGUUUUGACAGAAUUUAUAAUGAAAAAAAAGAAGAAAGAAAGGAAUGGAAAAAAGAAAUGGAAUUCAUUCUCUAUCCAUGAGAAUAGUUGAAAUAUUGUGAUUAUGAACACUUGUCGUUCCUAUAGAGACUUUGCACGAUAUUCAUUUUUAUUUUGUUCUCCCUUAAUAUAAUUGUUAUUUUUCAUUCUUUAAUAUUUAUUUUAUUUUGUCAAUUUUCCAUUAUAUAAUAACUUUCCUAGAAUUUUUACCAAGUUUUUUUUCUAUCUAUUUUUCCGGACUAUUUUUCUAGUCCUUUUAAAGAAACCGCAUCUUUUGAGAUUUUUUCGUAAGAUUUUUUUAUUUGAAAAUUUACUCAAUUUUUCUUCAAUUUUCUUAAGAGAAUUUGUUUUUUAUUAACUUUUAAACUGCUACGUGCUGAAAAAUCACACUCAGUGCUACUCCCGGUCUGUUAGACCGCUUUUCCCUUUUGUACAGUUUUUUAGUAAUUUAUCAUUUUCUAAAGACAACUAUUGUAAAUAUUUUUUACUUUUUAACAUAAAAAAAGUCAUUUCUAUAUUAUUUUGAUUCAAUUUUUUUUAUUUUUAUAUAUGUUACCUACAAUACAAAAUUUAACGAAUAAAAAUUUUUGGAAAAGUUGUCACCUAACAGAUUUUUAUAAAAUAUGAAGCUACUGAAAAGCUCAAGUUCUUAUUAUACUUUGAAAAAAAUGAACAAGCAAAGUAAAUUUUUGUAGCGGCCUGUCAAACCGGCAUAGUAGUUUAAAGGUUAAUUAUUUCAAAAGUUCAAGUCUAUUCAUUUCGCAAAAUUUCGGAAUGUUUUUUGUUUUUUAAAAUUCUGUCUAGUAGAUUUACUCAGAGAAAGAAUAAUUUUGUCCAGGAAUUGUAUCUAGAAUAUUUUUAUAUAUUAGAAAAAAAAUACGAUAAAUCGUGCAAAGUGUUUCCAAAGACUGACAAGUACCAUUGAUUUAUUUUUUUUAGACUGCUACCGACGUUUUUCAAUUUUUUUUAUUUUUUUUUUUUUUUAUAGAGAAAAAAGCGUCUAAACUGAAAAACGUUCCGAGCUUCACGAGUAUUUAAGUAUAUCCUUCCGCAUCGUAUCUUCCAUUGUUCUCUAUGUAUUGUACGGUGUCACGACAAUUUUAUUUUUUCUGUCCAAGAUUGUUAAGAUUGUGGAUAGCAAUCGCUCGUGUGUCUAAGACUUGAAAAGUGAUUUUUUUUAGCAGCGUUUUUCACGAGAGUGAGAUUUGCUUUAAGAAUAUGGUGGAUUGGCUGUUUCAAUUUAAAAAGAAAAAAAGUGCAAAAAGGAAAAAAAAAUGUUUGGAAAAUCUAGUUUUAGUCAGGAAGAAAGGCUAUAAAUCCGCAAAAUGAGCGAAAGAAUUUAUUUAAUUUUUUUAAGGGUUUUGCAAUUUAGAGGUUUAUUUUUAUUUUUUAAAAAAGGUGUAAAACUUAUGUAUUUAAAAACACAUUAUUGUGUACCGAUUUACUUACUUUCACUGAUCGCUGAAAAUUCCGACUGUUUUCUUGCCUAUUUUCAACGAAAAAAAUUGUAAAUACCCAGAGAAAUCUAAUUUUGAGUAUUUUGACAAUUAUUUUUUAAUUUAUUCGUUGAUAUUUAAAUCUUGGAAGAAGUUUACAGAUCUGAAUGAUUCGUAUCGUACCAGAGAUAAAAAGAGAAAAAAAUGUUAAAAAAUAAUUUUUUCUUAUUUUAACGAAUAAAUUGAAAAAUGAGAAAUUAUUGUUAUUUUUAUGCUUUACUAACGAAUACGGUUCAAAAGAUAUUUCAAAUUUAAAAAUUAAAACUGAUGAUUCUUAAAAAAGUUGGAAAGAAAUAAUUGAAUAUGUACCAUGAUUAUUGUUAAUUAUUUUUAUAGUAAUAUUGUUGAUUAUAAAUUAUUUUUUAUUACAAUUGUUAAUAUUUCAUGAUAAGAAAAAAAUAGUGAUGGCAGUGGACCAAGCAUUUAUGUGAAAAGAAAAUUUUUCCAAUUUUCCGCGAUCAGUGUGUAUCAAUUUUAAUUUUUUAUAAUCCAAUGUACCUUCUUUUUGAGCAAAGAUACAUUUAAGAUUUAUGCAUUUAGUAUUUGUACUAAACAACAAAAAAAGCUGAAACAUCUCCUAAAGAAACAAGUUCUCGAGAUUUUGAUUCAAAUCGAUUUAGAAAGAAAAAAACGUAAACAAAUCUAAAAACUGAAUUAAUUUCUAGAGAACAAAAUUGACUGAAUGCAAAGCAGCAGUUUUUUAGUUAAUUUAUUUUCUAAGUAUAUUAUAAUAUUUAAAAGUUACGAUAAAUAUUUUUCUCGAACAAAAUGAUAUUGUUGCACACUCCAAUAUUUAAACUGUUUUGUUGAUCUUAUAAAUAGAUAAAAUCAUCGCUCACCCCCUCCUGAUGAUGUGAUGAUUAUUUUUAAUGAAUAAGAAAAAAAACAAACAAAAAAACUGAGGUAGUUGGCGUGAUAAUGAGACUCUUCUUAGUCUUGCCAAAAUAAAAUAAUAAUAGCGUCACUGCCUCGACGUACGAAUUAUUUUUCUUUUUUUUUCAUGUAAAUGCGUACGUGGACUGAAAAAAAUCGAAUACUAAGAACGAAUGUUUUAUUAAGAGGGUGAGGGGAUGUCAUUUUGAUCUCUUUUUCUUUUAAAUUCAAAUUUUGUGCGUACGAUAUUUGCUCGUAAGUCACAAUAUCACGCGGACUCGCCUUAAUUGUGUAAACAACCAGAUUGUGUGAUGUAUGUAAAUAGAAAGAAUUACCAAUGGGUUCAUGAGUUUAUUAAUUAAAAAAAGUAAUUAUUAUAUAAUUAUAAUAAAAGAAAAACCUAAAAGCGAUGCGAGUUGUUAUACUUAACUUAACAGUAGGACCAACUAAGGGAGAAUUCAUUAUUCUAAGCGGUAACAUCGUUCGAGUGUAAUUUCUAAAUGUUUUUAAUAAUAAAAUCCUUAAAAUCAUGUA